AGUCAGCUGUGCAUAUUUGCGUGUCACAAAUGGACAAUAUAUUUGGCUUUUAAUUACCCCCCAGCUGAGCGUGAGUGUGUGUGAGAGUAGGGGAGUGUGUAUGUGUGAGCCCAGAGAAUCGUAGUUACGUACAACGUUGCGUAUGAGCAAUAAACUACAAUUGAGUCAAGGUCAUUUAUUGGCUUUUGAUUUGUAGACUUCGAGAUUUCGCUUUAAAAACAUCCCCCAAUUGUAACCUUUCCCCAACGCAAUAUAUUUUUUUUCAUUCAUUUUUCAAAUUAUUCCGCUGACAGUUUCGAUUUAUGACCUGACAAUUAUUUGCUUUUCUGUCGUACUCCAUAUUAGUUUUAAGUAAUCCCCGCGAUCUGCUCGAUUUAUGUGCUCCUAUAAUUGAUGUGUGGCUUCGACUGGAACGUUAAUAAAACCGAUCACGACUGCCAGUUUGCUUUUUCACGGUUGGGCAACCACAAGACUGUCCCCCUGAUAACACCCGAAAAAUGUAGAAAAUACAAUCCGAGCCCCAAAUUAAAAUGGAGCAGUGGAACAAUGUGGAGCUGACGAACAUGUCCAAAAAGUCGUAUACCUUGAAUCAUGCGUUCGAUGCAGCCGAGAAGUUGAACAAGGAAAACAAUGCGACAUCCUCGAAUGGAAACGGAAGCAGUGCGCAGGAGCAGCCUGUGGAUAGCGAUCUUCUCAAGCCCGGAUCGGAUGUGCGUCCAAAAGUGGAGGCCGAUGAUGUGGAGAGCCUGCUGCGACGUCUUUACGGGAUCACGAUAAGCGAGGUCAAGGAAAUUAUAGCCUACGACGACCGCAACUUCUUCGUUAAGGAGGAUAGCAAUGUUAAGAACCCCCUAAUUGUGACCCACUGUCCACACGGCUAUGUCCUCAAGAUCCUGAACUCCCUGGACUCCAAGAAGGUGGACUUUGUGGACGGCCAGAAUCAACUUCUGCUUUAUUUGGGAAAACACAGUGUAAAGUGCCCCAGGCCGAUAGCCAAUGCCACUGGAAAGUAUUACUCGGUGGAGCGGCUCAACGGAAAUUCGAAUGUGGUGCGGCUUCUGGAAUAUAUACCGGGUGAAAUCUUCCACCAAGUGCCGGUGACGAAGCAUCUGCUCUACCGCAGCGGGGAAUACUUGGCCAGGUUGGAUCGAGCCCUGAAGAAUUUCACCCACGAGGCCUACGAAACCCACAAAACUUUGUGGAUGCUGCAGAGUGUUCCGGAACUGAGGCAAUUUCUGUACGUGGUCAAGGAUCAGGAGCGCCGCCUCAUCUGCGAGGAGGUGAUCGAUGCAUUCGAGGCGAAGGUUCUGAGUAUUUUGCCCACUUUGGAGCACCAAAUCAUCCACGGUGAUUUCAACGAGCAAAAUAUUGUGGUGGAGCAGGCCCCCAACCAGACCGAAUACACCAUCAAGGGAGUGAUUGAUUUCGGGGAUACGAGCAAAUCGCCACUAAUCUUCGAAGUUGGAGUCGCCCUCACCUAUAUGAUCCUGCAGGCCAACGAUCUGGCCAAUGGAGGCAUCUUUUUGGCCGGUUACACCAGUGGCAUUCCCAUUGAGAACUCCGAACUGGCCCAUCUCAAAUAUUGUGUGGCUGCCCGCUUGGUUCAGAGCCUGGUGAUGGGUCUCUACACUCAUACACUGCAUCCCACGAAUGAUUAUCUACUGGUGACCCAAGAACAGGGGUGGAAACUCCUCCAGAAGCUUUGGCGCGAAAGCCUGGAGGAUGUGGAUGAGCUGUGGGCGACCACCGGACAUCAGUACUUGACGCAGAGCAACAAAUAAUACAGAAUCCAGCUGGCCUUUUCGGGUUUUAUAAAUAUUUUACCUGUUUUUAUAUACACUUUUCUGGUUUUCAAAAAAAAACCCUUAAGUAUUAUUGAAUGUCGAAAGCAAUUAUACAAUUCUAUAAACUAAUGUUAAGCUCUGUUAAAUUACGUUUAAGAUGAAUCAAAAAUUCAACCAAUCAAGAACGUAAAAUGUCCGUACAAAAAAGGCAACUAUGAAAACCAGUACCAUAUAUGUGAACCAAGUCCUUCAGAAAACCCAAUAAGGCCUGCUUAAUAGCGAUUCUAAUACCAAAUGUCAAUUAUUAGAAUUUCAUUAACAAAUCACCAGUGCAAAAUAAGUUGCGAGUCCAAGUAUUGAUUGCAUUUUGCUGCUUUACAAUUUACUUUAUCCGGUAUAUUAUUAUCAUUAUCUUUACAAUAAAACUUGUUAAACAAAUACAAAUACAUUGUAUGUAGUACA
Molecule: messenger RNA, 2246 nt
Organism: Drosophila gunungcola (fruit fly)
Lineage: Eukaryota; Metazoa; Arthropoda; Insecta; Diptera; Drosophilidae
Product: hydroxylysine kinase
Exons: 4
Coding region: 531-1781 (416 amino acids)
Molecular function (GO): amino acid kinase activity
Source: RefSeq, a predicted model, not a curated record